Molecule: messenger RNA, 4158 nt
Organism: Echinops telfairi (small Madagascar hedgehog)
Lineage: Eukaryota; Metazoa; Chordata; Mammalia; Afrosoricida; Tenrecidae
Gene: CDKL2
Product: cyclin dependent kinase like 2
Exons: 11
Coding region: 499-1788 (429 amino acids)
Biological process (GO): protein phosphorylation
Cellular component (GO): nucleus
Molecular function (GO): cyclin-dependent protein serine/threonine kinase activity; ATP binding
Source: RefSeq, a predicted model, not a curated record
GUGGCUGGCUGGCGCGCCGCUGGUUCACAGACUCGGAGGACUGGGCACCUUCCGGCCCGGGAGGCAGUGCCCUCUCCCCUCAGCUGAUCUCUCUCCAGACCUAGCCUUCCCAGGUGUUGGUGCCUGCCGUGGGUGCAUCCCGACCGGGGCAGGGUCUCUCUCCAGAGACUUUUGUAUCUAAUGGUUGCGGGCGGAGGGAGGCCGUUGCCUUGACGACGACAGCAUGCGGCCCGCGGUCCUCGGAAGUGUGAGCCUGCGGGGGGCCGAAGCCCCUCUGCGUCCCAGCCAGCUUCACCCGGGACCCGCGACGGUGUCCGCCCACGAAACCACCACAGCUCUGGCAUAGCGAGUUGGCAGCCAGCAUCUUUCAGGCCAGUGAGCGAGAUGCACUUCACCUCAGAUGUAUUUCCAAGUUGAAAACCUUUGGGUCUUUCCAGGAGAAGAAUUUUAAAGAAACAUUUCCACAGUAAGAAAAAUUUCAACUGGUUUUGAUUUAAAAUGGAAAAAUAUGAGAACCUAGGAUUGGUUGGAGAAGGGAGCUAUGGAAUGGUAAUGAAGUGUAGGAAUAAAGAUACUGGAAGAAUCGUGGCCAUCAAAAAGUUCUUAGAAAGUGAUGAUGACAAAAUGGUUAAAAAAAUUGCUUUGCGAGAAAUCAAGUUAUUAAAGCAACUGAGGCAUGAAAAUCUGGUGAAUCUAUUGGAAGUGUGUAAGAAAAAAAAACGAUGGUACCUUGUUUUUGAAUUUGUUGACCACACAAUUCUUGAUGACUUGGAACUCUUUCCAAAUGGGCUAGACCAUGAAACAGUUAAAAAAUAUUUGUUUCAGAUUAUUAAUGGAAUUGGAUUUUGUCACAGUCAUAAUUUUCAGAAAUGCUUGCAUAUUGACCCAGACAAAAGGCCCUUCUGUGCGGAGCUCCUGAACCAUGACUUCUUUCGUGUGGAUGGGUUUGCUGAGAGGUUUUCUCAGGAACUACAAUUAAAAGUACAGAAAGAUGGGAGAAAUAUUUCUUUAUCUAAAAAAUCCCAAAAUAGGAAGAAGGAAAAGGAAAAAGAUGAUUCCUUAGGUGAAGAAAGAAAAACACUUACGGUGCAGGAUACCAAUACUGAUCCCAAAAUUAAGGAUUCUAAAGUAUUUAAAAUAAAAGGGUCAAAAAUUGAUGGAGAAAAAGUUGAAAAAGGCAUUCGAGGGUCAAAUGUCAGCUGUCUCCAUGAGAGUGGGACAAGCCACAUCAAAGUAGUGCCUUCAACAAGCCUCGGAGACUGCAGCAGUGGCAGUGUGGAUCACCCAAGGAACCCAGGCACGGCCAUCCCUCCACUUACGCACAAUCUUUCUACCAUGGCUUCUGAUAUUAACUCUGGAAUGGGAACUGUCCCAGGAGUACAGAAUUAUAGAGUGGAUGAGAAAACCAAGAAAUACUACAUUCCAUUUGUUAAACCAAGUAAACAUUCUCCAUCAGGCGUUUUUAACAUUAACAUGGCCACAUCAGUGACUAGUGAAAAGAGCCUCCUUCAGGCAAAUAAGAAACGAAAAGAAAAAGAAGGGAUUAAGACAGACGUCCGUUUGCCUGAGCUAAAUUAUAAUCAUCUUCCCGAACUAAGAGCCUUGGAAGGCAUAGCUCGAAAUUCCAGGCUAUCAAGGAAAGAGAACAAAAUUCUUUCAGAAUCUCGAAUUCCAUCACUGGCUGCUAUUGACCUCUACACCCCCAGUGCUGCAUUGCAUCAGGCAGCAGGGUCUCCCCCGUCAGAUGCUUCAGAGGCUGACUUCCCUCGAGUGGAACACCAGCACUGAGGAUUAUUUUGAUUCGGAAUUGGAUGCUGCUCUAGCGCUUGCGAUGGCGUCCUCUUAUGCUGACAUUGUACGAGGAGAGAUUUGUGGUUUUGAUUGUUCUCACUUGAACUGCCUGUAUUUCCUGAGAAAGACCUUGCCGAAGAAGGAAAGACAAGACUUCCUUUCCAAAUGUUUUGAAAGGAGAAGACAAAUACCCUCAGCUGCUAACCCAUCGCCUUUCAGGUCACCUGGCGUUACUUCAAGAUGUGUCCAAUGAAAGGAGAGUGAGAUGGUUCUUGUUAACACGAAUGCAUAUUUGCUGUUAUUAGAUUGUGUAUUUAAGGUUACCAAGAUUAAAAGUGAGUCAAAAGAGAGAAGCAUAUUAUAAAAGGUCAUGUUUUUAAUGCAUUGAACUUGGUGUGUUACUUAUAUAAAUGUGUGCAUUUAUUUAGGAGUGGUUGGUGGGGGUAGGUAGUAAAAGUAGGACCAAUAAGAGAGAAUGUUUUCUUUACCCUAACUUAUCUAUAAAAACCCUCCGUAACAUCUCGUUUGUUUCUAGCAUUAACAAUAUGUGAUUGCUUUCCAUGGAUCGACUUAUAUACUCAGUGUCUGUGGUUGCUGUUGAUAUUUGAUCAGUGUACUGUGGGAAUCUGUGCUUGCUGCCGCUCUUCUUCUAAAAACUACACGUAGGUGUCUCUGACAAGAAAACUUUUCAUUCUGAUGACCGAUGCCACUCGGGCCUGGGAGAGGCCUCUGUAUUGUAAAGUUCUGGUGCUGAUGUUUCUUUGUAAAGGGAAAUGAUUAGAACAAGUCUGAGGAAGAUGAUUUUGUAGGUGUGUGUGGUUGUUGAGUACUGCAUUUCUCAUUGACAAAAUUACACCCAAGGAGCCUUCAAAAAGUUUGUGGGAAAAUGGAAUUAAAAGAGAAUAGAUGUUUUCUAUGAAGUUUUUGAAGCCCCCUAGGUUGUGUCUGUGUAUAAAUUCGGAGGUGGGAAGCAGGGUUACCUGUGGAUCAGGAUGGAAUUGUGCUUCUCUGAAGAAGCUUUUGGGACAGCAAUCCAUUGCUCUGGAUAACCAUCCCUGUCCACAGCAGGAGAGCCUUGUCUCAUUGUUUCCUCAACAACUGGGGCCUUCCCAAAAUGUUUUCGACACAUUACAAAAUCGCUUAGCCACAAUCCUCACAUUGUUUCUAAUGCACUGGGCAGCAAUUUAAUAGGUGAGAAGGUUAAAAAUAUUUGGGUCCAGGCUCUUUAUUUCUAGAGGGAUUCUAGUUGCCCUCUGCUUUGAUCACAUUAGGGAGUGGUUGUUAAGGGGACAAGAAUUUGUGGGGUCUUUUGCCUUAACCAAUUAGCAGUGUCUUGUUUUUCUAAAGGUCAGUAUCUAGGACUUAGCACAAACGUGUAACUAAUCCUUUUUCUAUAUUACUCGAGAGUACUUAAUUAAUAUUGAAUUCUAACCUUAGACACAUGGGCCUUAAGAGACUGGGUACAUUCAGGAGGAAACAAAACAGGGUAGUUCUAGUGUUGUGUGUGUGUUGUAUGUGACUUGCACAGCCCAUAGGGCAGAGUAGAACUGCCCCAUAGGGUUCCUAGGUGGAAAUUGUUAUGAGAGCAGAUUGCCAAAACUUUUCUUCUGAGGAGCCAGUGCAUGGGUUUGAACCACUAACCUUUCAGUUAGCAGCUGCUCACUUAACAUCUGCCCCACCAGAGCGCCUUGUACAACUCUACCAGUGGUUAACUUAAAAUUUGGUCUUGAUUUUAAAGCUCUAUUUUUCACCUCUGACUAGGGUUUUGACUACAUUGAUAUGGCUAACAUGUUGAGAAAAUUAGCAUAUAGGUAUUGAUAGAUUUUGCAUGAAAAUAUUAUUGUUAUUGAGUUUGACUUUGAGAAAUAUUGCUAAUAGAUCAGUGUGAAGAUACCAGCUCAGUGUCUGAGACUUAGAACCAGUUUCCCUCUCAUUUCCUACACAUACUUUUGGUAUAUUUUUCUUAUUCAAAUACUUUGUGAACUUUAGAAUUAAGGAUUAAAACUAAUUGACUACUAUUCCAAAUUGAGACUUGAGGAACAGAUCUUAUUAGAACCUUGGCAGUUUUAAUAGGAAAAGAGGAUUUUCAAAAUUGUGAUUAUAGAUGCUUAACCAAAAUAAUACUUUUUUAAAAAUCAAAGUUUUAGUCUCUCUUUACAACAGUUUGAUUUAGUCACCCACUAAUAGGAUGUAUACUGAUGGUGGAAAUUGGGUUUGCUGUGUGUAUGUGUGCUUGUUUUAAAAUUAAUAAAUAUAUUUUACUGAGCUUCAUAGAUGGUUUUUAUUUGGAUUUGUUAUAUUAAGAGACUAUCCAUAAUGUAUGUACUACCGUAUGAUAUGUAUCCAAUAAAUAUGAAACAAACUAUA